AUGACCAGAACCAACAUAAUCACAAAGCUGUUGGUUGCAUUGGCAGUGUUGUAUUAUGUGUUUGAUUAUUUCACGGUGCCAAUCUUUCUUUAUGUGGCUAUCACCACGGCGGUUGCGACAGCGACGAUCGUGUCUCUCCGUGCCACCAUGGUGAUAUGGAUCACGGUCUUGGUGCUGUUAAGUUUUGCUGGCAACCGUCGGAAGAGUUUGGUUCAACGAGGCAGACGAAUAACAUUUGAUGUACUGUCGCACUUGGUCAGAGUUUCAUUCAUAUCACAGAAAGAAAGGUUGAAAGUAUAG
Lathyrus sativus (Indian pea) is the source of this 300-nucleotide messenger RNA. NCBI's taxonomy places the organism in Eukaryota, Viridiplantae, Streptophyta, Magnoliopsida, Fabales, Fabaceae. The record is from the annotation of a GenBank genome assembly.